Paramacrobiotus metropolitanus is the source of this 1572-nucleotide messenger RNA. RefSeq names its product mucin-22-like. Bases 103 to 1329 code for a protein of 408 amino acids. NCBI's taxonomy places the organism in Eukaryota, Metazoa, Tardigrada, Eutardigrada, Parachela, Macrobiotidae. Gene Ontology annotation, molecular function: chitin binding. The transcript is spliced from 4 exons. The record is from RefSeq and is a predicted model, not a curated record. Gene Ontology annotation, cellular component: extracellular region.
UCAUAAAGCUGUUUGUGCACGUGUGUGCAAACUGCAACCGCAGAUUUUAGUAUCACUCAAUUUUAAUAUCUGUUGACGGUGAUUUUACUGCACAUAAGCAGAAUGAUGGUCGUCGUGAUACUCCUUAUUUGUGUCGGCUCUUCGUUUGCUCUUCCUGUGAAACGCGCUGCAGGAGAUCAAACACCGAAAAUCUGGGAUGCGCUUACGCAGAUUCGAGGCCGAGACAGGCUUUCCGUGGAUGAUAUAAGGCAACUAUAUCUCAAUGCUAAAGCUGGCGAAGACUAUCCAAUCCUGAGUGAAAUCCCACCGGGAAAUUUUGAUUGUGGCGCCCGCAAGCAGCCUGGAUUUUAUGCCGAUGUCGACUCGAAAUGUCAAGUUAUUCGUCGAUGUGACAUGAACGGAAACCAAACUGCCUACCUCUGCCCCAACAUGACAAUCUUCAACCAGAUCACUCUGGUUUGCGAUUGGUUUUACAAUGUUGACUGCAGCCAAGCAGAGAAGUGGUAUGACUACAGCAAUAGCCGUUUGUACCAAGGCGCCGAUGUUCCGUUGCUUGAUAAUCAAAACGUAACCGCUGAGGAUUUGGGUGCCGUCAGUAAUGCUUCGCAACCAAGCAGCAAACCAGUGCCAUCCAAGCCCGGCAAAGUGACUACAGCGAAACCAGGCAAAGCGUCCACAGCGAAGCCAUCUAUCGGCGGACGCGUAUUGAUUCCCAGUGAGCCGUCGACUACAGCGAAACCGGCUGCCGUUAAUGCAGCAUCUCAGCCAGCUGCCGGCAAAGGAGCAACCAAGGCAGCCAAAGGCACUACCACUGCACCGACAACUGCCGCUGCUGUGACUGGUGAAGAGACAACCCCGGGUGAGCCCCAAGAAACAACCUCCGGCGCGGUUGCUGAAGAGAGUACAUCCGCCGCUCCAGGUGAAGGUCAAGAUACCUCCACAGCACCAGCUGACGACACAACGGCCGCUGAGGUGUCCGAAGAAAGCACAGCAGCAGGUGCCACUGGUAACGACACGACUGCUGCCGUUUCCGGGGAAGAAACUACAUCUGCUUCUGUUGGUGGAGAAGAAACCACCGCUGCAGCGGCUAUCAAUGAAACCUCCGCGGCCGCUGUUGGCGGAGAAGAAACAACUACCUCUGCCGAGGAAACUACGGCGGCUGCUAGUGAGGAAACGUCCACUGCCGCGGCUCCCGGUGAAGGAACAACCGCUUCUGACGAAGAAACUACAGCGGCUGCUGCGGGUGAACAGGAAACAUCUUCGGCUGCCAAAGAAACGACAGCUGCUGCUGCUGGUAGCAGCGAAGAGACCACAACCGCUGCUGAGUAAUCGAUAAAUGAGCCGGCCGACAUGGCGUUUAUAAAUGCCGAUAUUUUGAAUUUCAAGCUCAUUUUUUGCGUCAUGAGGCGCUUUCGAUGCUCCGCACACUGAUCCGUUUGGUAAUUUAUUCUGUGUUUAAGAUUAUCUUUUGUACGUUUUUUAUUUUGUAGUACGUCAAAAAAAACCAGAGAAGAUUCGAGCAGAAUUCCAGGCUAUAGGAAUACUGAGCAUAAUUUAUGGUGCGAAGAUUAA